This is a messenger RNA of Fusarium oxysporum Fo47, 1323 nucleotides long. Its product is annotated as major facilitator superfamily domain-containing protein. Gene Ontology annotation, biological process: transmembrane transport. Gene Ontology annotation, molecular function: transmembrane transporter activity. Bases 1 to 1323 code for a protein of 440 amino acids. The transcript is spliced from 3 exons. Gene Ontology annotation, cellular component: fungal-type vacuole membrane. NCBI's taxonomy places the organism in Eukaryota, Fungi, Ascomycota, Sordariomycetes, Hypocreales, Nectriaceae. The record is from RefSeq and is a predicted model, not a curated record.
AUGGCCGACGAAAACCAGCAACGUCAAGUUGCAAGCUCAAGCGAGAACGGGAGUUACAAGAUUGAGCCCGAAGUUUCUCAACCGGAUUCACUCCACGUUGACGAGGAUCUCGAUGAGAAACUCGAACCGACAGGAUGGCACACAAGCGUUCUUGUGGUCCUCUCUUCACACUUUGUGGUCAUGAAUACCUCUGGCUUCACGAAUUCCUUUGGAGCACUACAAAGUCACUUUAUCGAAACGUUCGAUCAGCCUUCUUCAACAAUCUCAUGGAUCGGCUCCAUGCAGAUAUUUCUAUACUUCUUUGUCGGCAUAGCUUCAGGCCGGCUCACAGACGCGGGACACUUUAGAGUCGUGUUUCUACUAGGCUCACUCGCAAACGUUGUUUGCAUCCUGGCAGCAUCCUGUAGCUCAGAUCUCUGGGCCAUGUUUAUCACGCUGGGUCUCGGUGUGGGUUUGGGUAAUGGAAGUAUGUCUUGCCCAAUGCUCACUGUCAUGUCGCCAUACUUCUCAUCGCGGCGAGGCUUGGCAAUAGGGAUAGCUAUGUGCGGUGCCUGUACUGGAGGUUUGGUAUACUCUGCCAUCAUGCGUCAGCUCAUGCCAACAAUAGGCUUUCCAUGGACGAUGCGUGUAAUCGCGCUCAUUCAAUUUGGUACUUUGACUGUAUCGAAUAUAUGUUUGCGCCCCAGAAUGAAGCCGAAAAAGACUCCAGGUUGGAUUGACUGGACAGCUUUUCAGGAUGCCCGUUAUAAUUACUACGCUAUCUCGGGAUUCGCUUCUUUGCUCAGUCUUUAUAUCUUCAUAUUCUUCAUUGUCGACUAUUCGCGUACGGCCGUAUCACCACCCUUCUCACAACAGAACUCAAUCAAUCUCCUGUUGAUAUUCAAUGGUAUCAAUGUAUUUGGUCGUAUCGGGUUCACCUCUGCUAGUGAUAAAUUUGGAGUGAUGGCUGUCUCUAUAUUCGUCGCUGGUGCAACAGCAACCACCCUGUUCUCUUGGAUCGUGGUGACGACACCCCCGGGCAUGUACGUAUGGACUAUAUUUUGCGGAACCCUCUGUGGUGGCAUACAAGGUCUUUUCCCGGCUGGCCUUGGCUACCUCACAGCCGGUAGGGAGAAGUCAGGGACACGGAUCGGCAUGGCGUUUGGUAUUGUGAGUAUUGCCAGCUUGAUUGGGUCUCCAAUUGGUGGGGUUUUGAUUGGAGGUAUGAACGGAAAAUAUUUAGGGGCGCAAAUAUUUGCUGGUGCUACAAUGGCCUUGUGUGCUUUAUUUGUGGAAGCUGCACGAAGGGUUGACAGGUCUAAGGCGCACGACUUGCAAGUCUAA